This is a messenger RNA of Nezara viridula (southern green stink bug), 2328 nucleotides long. Lineage: Eukaryota; Metazoa; Arthropoda; Insecta; Hemiptera; Pentatomidae. The record is from the annotation of a GenBank genome assembly.
AAAUGAUCAAAAUCAUAUGAGUAUUACUUUUAGGAAUAGUUUUGUUUCGUUAUACUUCAAUAUUUUAAUAGAUAUUAUUUAUUUUUAUUUUAUCUUUUAAAAUUCAAAUUGAUGUCUAACUUAUAUCUGAAUUGCGAUAAUGUUUAUAUAUUAUGGAAAGGAUUACAGACUUUAAGUUCUUACAAUGACAUUCUAUCCAGCAGUGCGGAUUCCAAAUCGGAUCCUUACUCACCGGAAGACAAUAUCAACGUAGUAGUGAGAGUGAGGCCGCUAUGUUCGAGGGAAGAAAAAUCCAACGAUGGAUCGGCAGUCGAUUUCCCAGGAAACGGUCAGAUAUUGCUGACCGGACUGAGCGAUGUUCCUGGAAUGAAAGGAACGAAAACGAAAGUAUUCUCUUACAACGUGGUAUUUGAACCUGGAGCGACGCAGGAAGAUGUCCUCCAAUAUUCGGGUAUCACGAGGCUGAUCGAGAUGGCCGUGGAAGGCUUCUGUGCCACGGCCUUCUGCUACGGCCAGACAGGAAGUGGGAAGACACACACCCUAACAGGCCCUCCAAAUCUGUUCAAAGGGAAGAAGGUAAACAUCAAUUCGCCCGACCACGGCCUCAUCUUCAGGUCCUUCCUGUAUCUCUUCAGGCUUCUCCAAGACAGGAGCAACGUCCAUUUUGUCCUCAAGGCUUCCUUCCUAGAAAUAUACAACGAAAAAGUAAUCGAUCUAUUAAACCCAGGCAAUGCUAAAAAAUCAUUAGCUGUCCGGUGGUCGAAAAAAUCUCAAAGGUUUUUCGUCGAAAAUCUUUUUACUGUAGACUGUGAAGAGCUCGACGAUCUGCUAGCAGUUUUAGAAGAAGGCAUGAGAAACAGAGCAUUCGGUUCUCAUUCCAUGAACGAUCAUUCUAGUAGGAGUCAUACGAUUCUUACGGUUUAUAUAACUUCUGAACAACAGAUGGAAAACGGUGUAUAUAUUACUAAACAAGGCAAGAUAAACUUUGUAGAUCUUGCUGGCAGUGAGAUGACAAAAAAAACUCACAGUGAGGGAAAAACUCUUGAGGAGGCUAAUAAUAUUAAUAAAAGUCUAAUGGUCUUAGGUUAUUGCAUUGCAUCUCUGAGCGAUAGUAAAAAACGAAACGGACACAUCCCUUACCGAGACAGUAAGCUGACUAAGCUACUAGCGGACAGCCUAGCUGGGAGUGGGGUCACUCUGAUGAUCGCCUGUAUUUCGCCUGCUCGGUCCAGUUUGACGGAAACAAUAAGCACACUGAGGUACGCUUCGCGUGCCAAAAAGAUAAGGAAUAAACCUAUUAUAGUGAUGGACCCGAGAGAAGCAUUGAUAAUAAGUUUGAAAAGAGAAGUGGAGGCGCUUCAGAACGAAAAUAACCACUUACGAGCUGCUUUGAGGCUCAGCGCGGACGCCAUUGCUAAUGGGCCAAGCCUUUCAGCUAGCAGAGUUCAUCUGAAUACGCCGCUCAAAGUCGACUUCGACCAUUUAUCUCAAAUGGAAAAAUCGGAAAUGGUAGAAUUAGUGAAGCAUUAUUCCAAUGAGAACAACGCACUAAGAAAAGAAAAUUCUGAACUCUUCGCUGUUCGAGACCUCCUGAUCCGGGAUCAAGAACUGGUUUGCAGAGAAAAUGAAAGGCUGCUUAAGAAGCUGGAAGAUGUCAAUUCAUUACCGAACCAAGCACCUGAAACCAUGAAAAUACUUAAUAAGGCCCUCGUUCAUAGACUGAAGAAUUUAUAACGACAAAACAAUUAUAAAAAAAAAUUAAAUAAAAUUGAAAUUUAUAAAUAAAAAAAUGAAAAACUUGUGUACCAUUUAUAUAUAUUUAAUAGAAAUAAAUAAUAAAUAAAUAAAUUUUAGAGUUUGUAUUCGAUCACCUAUUAUUCCUGCAAGGCCUGCGGCUUCGGCAGAAAUGUUAAAUUCUUCUUUUUCAUCGACAGACACAGAAGGAAGUCAAAUUUGGAUAAAUCCAAAUUCGCAAACGACUGGUUCAUUACAGGAUUUGAGAUCGACCCAGAAUUUAGGUAGAUCGGCGUACAGUGAAGAUAUGAGACGAAGCAAGAUUCCUCUGGCUAUUGAAAAAGAACUAGACAAAAGGCAGAUUGGUAUUAGGAACUUCUAGCUUUUAUUUUUAUUUAUUCAUCUUAUUUUCACACAAUUGAAAAAAUAUAUAUAAAUAUUUUAUUUAAAUAUUGUCCUACUAGAUUAAAUAUUUAAAUUCAAACCAUUUAAAACUAGUCAGUGUUAUUAAAAUGUAAAUAAAAACUACAUUAAAUAUAUAUUUUGAAUAAAGACAUACUUACAAAUGUAAAUAAAAGCAAAGAAUACGCUGCA